AUGGGACCUGUCGACCCAACCUACCCCUUGUAUCCCGUCGCCAGUACCCUUGCAGGCUUGAUGAUGCUUUUUGUACUUCUGACUAGCUUAAUACGGCAGAAUUGGAAUCUUGGUGUUGCCUUCCUGUGUUUCUGGCUUCUUUUCGAGAAUGUCACUUACGCCGCGGAUACGAUCGUGUGGUCUGACAACAUCGACCUCAAAUCAUAUGCGUUCUGUGACUUCGCAUCGCGUCUGGACAUGGCCACUUAUAUAGCCAAGCCCAUGUCCACCCUUAUCAUCACACGUCGGCUGUAUCUGGUUGCCAGCCUCCAAUCUAUCGAUCUUCCAAAUACUGCCUCAAGACGCUUCAAUAUGUGUAUAGAGUGGACCCUGGGCUUUAUCUUUCCGUUGUUGGUAGCUGGCCCUAUAUACUACGUGCACCAGGAGCUUAGGUUUGUAAUACAGGAAGGAUUUGGGUGCGGAAACGCUGUGCAAACAUCCAUCCUCGAGAUCCUGACUAUCGAGAUAUGGACUGUCAUCCCACCUCUCGUCUCCAUAAUCUUCUACUAUCCACGCGUAGUGCGGACAUUCUACCUACAGAGCCGUGACACCAACAGCUUCCUACGAAGCAGUAGGACAGUCUCCCGAACAAGCUACAUCCGCAUCCUCUGCCUCGCAAGCAUCGAUCUCUUGUUCACGUUGCCUAUCGGCAUCGUGAACCUCGUUCUCAUCGCGACAGAUACGGAAGGGCAGACUCUGCCAUUCUACGGAGGCUGGAUGGAGGUACAUGAGUGGGCAUGGGAACCACUGGGAAUAUCCUAUGCAGAAGUACAAGCCGGAGGGACCACGAAUGUUGCAGAAAACUACUUCGCUAGGUGGGUGUCCGUCGCGCUAUCGUUCGGCAUCUUCGGCAUCUUCGGCCUAACGUCCGAGGCGCGCGCAUCGUACUGGAGCAUCAUCUAUACUGUCCUCGGAUUACUCGGCUGCAAGCCAACCUCGCGCGCGCGAAACUUAGAGGCGUCUUUCGGAGAGAUCGAGUUUGGCCCUCGGACGCAGGACUCCCAAGGCAUGACGCUCGGCGACGUGGAAACGGGUGUUGGGACGCAUCAGCAAAGCUUCGUGGGACCUCAGUCCUCUGUCGAGAAACAGAGUGAGGUCGAUACUGUGCUCGAGGGUAUGGAACAGAAGUCGGAUGACGAGUCUAAGGUGGAGUUACGCAAAGAGAGUGGCGAAUACAAGUAG
Molecule: messenger RNA, 1221 nt
Organism: Peniophora sp. CBMAI 1063
Lineage: Eukaryota; Fungi; Basidiomycota; Agaricomycetes; Russulales; Peniophoraceae
Source: the annotation of a GenBank genome assembly